Messenger RNA from Trichechus manatus latirostris (Florida manatee), 3696 nucleotides. RefSeq names its product DDB1 and CUL4 associated factor 12 (gene DCAF12). The record is from RefSeq and is a predicted model, not a curated record. Gene Ontology annotation, cellular component: Cul4-RING E3 ubiquitin ligase complex. The transcript is spliced from 9 exons. Lineage: Eukaryota; Metazoa; Chordata; Mammalia; Sirenia; Trichechidae. Gene Ontology annotation, molecular function: protein binding. Bases 357 to 1718 code for a protein of 453 amino acids.
UUGCAGUGGCUCCGCGAAGUGCGAAGUGCGGCUGCGCAAGAGUGACGGCGCGCGGGAGGGGGGAGGGGGUGUUUUGGUUCUAGUCGCUCGCCGUCGUUUCCAGACUCGGUCGUCCGGUAGCUUCUUGUUCCGGCCUUCCCUUCCCUUUUAUUUUCCCUUCCCCAGCCCCGAUUUUCCCUCCCUUCUUGCCUCCUGUCCCCUCCCCUUUUUCUACCUGCAACUCCGUGUCCGGGCCACUUUCAGGGCCGGGCGCACUACGGUGCGCGGUCCCGGGGCCCAGUAUAUGACCCGCCGUCCGGCUGCCGUUCACUUCCCCCGCCCUAUGUGGCUGCGGGGCCGCGGCGGCUCUGCCUACUAUGGCCCGGAAAGCAGUUAGCAGGAAGCGGAAAGCACCCGCCUCGCCGGGAGCUGGGAGCGACGCUCAGGGUCUGCAGUUUGGCUGGGAUCACUCACUUCACAAAAGGAAAAAACUCCCCCCAGUGAAGAGGUCCUUAGUGUACUACCUGAAGAGCCGAGAAGUCAAGCUACAGAGUGAAACCAGCUACUUCCGAGUGUUGCAUGGUUAUGCAGCACAGCAGCUUCCCAGUCUCCUGAAGGAGAGAGAGUUUCACCUUGGGACCCUUAAUAAAGUGUUUGCAUCUCAGUGGCUGAAUCAUAGGCAAGUGGUUUGUGGUACAAAAUGCAACACGCUAUUUGUAGUGGAUGUCCAGACAAGCCAGAUCACCAAGAUUCCCAUUCUGAAAGACCGGGAGCCUGGAGGGGUGACGCAGCAGGGCUGUGGUAUCCAUGCCAUCGAGCUGAAUCCCUCUAGAACGCUGUUAGCCACUGGAGGAGACAACCCCAACAGUCUUGCCAUCUACCGGCUGCCUACACUAGAUCCUGUAUGCGUGGGAGAUGAUGGACACAAGGACUGGAUCUUUUCCAUUGCAUGGAUCAGCGAUACUCUGGCAGUAUCUGGCUCACGAGAUGGUUCUAUGGGGCUCUGGGAGGUGACAGACGAUGUGUUGACCAAAAGUGAUGCGAGGCACAAUGUGUCACGAGUCCCUAUGUAUGCCCACAUCACUCACAAGGCCUUAAAGGACAUCCCCAAGGAGGACACAAACCCAGACAACUGCAAGGUCCGGGCUCUGGCCUUCAACAACAAGAACAAGGAAUUGGGAGCAGUCUCUCUGGAUGGCUACUUUCACCUCUGGAAGGCCGAAAAUACACUAUCUAAGCUUCUCUCCACCAAACUGCCAUAUUGCCGUGAGAAUGUAUGUCUGGCCUAUGGUAGUGAAUGGUCAGUGUAUGCAGUGGGCUCCCAAGCACAUGUCUCCUUCUUGGAUCCACGGCAGCCAUCUUACAACGUCAAGUCUGUCUGCUCCAGAGAGCGAGGCAGUGGGAUCCGGUCAGUGAGCUUCUACGAGCACAUCAUCACUGUGGGCACAGGGCAGGGCUCCCUGCUGUUCUAUGACAUCCGAGCUCAGAGAUUUCUGGAAGAGAGGCUCUCAGCUUGUUAUGGGUCCAAGCCCAGAUUAGCAGGGGAGAAUCUGAAACUAACCACUGGCAAAGGCUGGCUGAAUCAUGAUGAAACCUGGAGGAAUUACUUUUCGGACAUUGAUUACUUCCCAAAUGCCGUUUACACCCACUGCUACGACUCGUCCGGAACGAAACUCUUUGUGGCAGGAGGUCCCCUCCCUUCAGGGCUCCAUGGAAACUAUGCUGGGCUCUGGAGUUAAUGACAACUCUCUCCCAAAAUGCAGAGAUUUACACUAACUUCCAUCCUCAGUUUCCUUGUUUCUUCUUUUGAUUUUUUUUUUCCCCAAUUGUGUGAGGCUUUCAAAUUACAGAGGGAACACCAGAGUUUAUCUGUGGUUUAGGCAUUUGACAGGAAGAAGCUCUGUACAGAAAUCUGAAUAGGGCCUUUUUCCUUUUUUCCUUUUUGGUAAUCAGAAUUUUAAACUUUAUUGUCUUUUUUGUUCCUUUCUCACCCAACAUCAUUAUUAAUCCCUAUUGUAUUUUUUCUUUAAGUGACACACACUUUCUCUUUUCUGGCUUCCUUUCAGCCUGACACAGUCAUUCUCACCCUUACUUCACUUAUGAGGUAGGGUUCCUUUAUAAUUAUGUGGUUGCUGUCAGACUUUCUGUGAAAGUUUGGGGGCUCUGUGUGUGUGUGUGUGUGUGUGUGUGUGUGUGUGCGCGCGAGCUUGUGUGUCUAUACUGUGUGUCACUAAAAUUACCUGGAGUGAGGAUUACUUGUAAUUAAAAUAUUUAUAAAAGAAACAACUUUAUUCAGAGUCCAGCUUUGGGACUAGUCUUUAUCUUGUUUUUUAAAGUCUAACAACACUGAUUAUACGAAGUAAAAACAAAGAAAAACAAAUAUCCAUCGUGAAAACCCUUUGAGUUAGAUUGCAGGCUUCCUGGGGGCCCCCAUGCCAGGACUCCAAUGAGUUCCAGCCCCUACCUGUCUUCCCACCUGUGUGUCCCCACGUGAGAACAUUUCUGUGUAUGUGUCACUUCCACUUCCCCAAUUCCCCUUCCCCACUUCCCCUCUGCUUAGCCAGUGGCCAUUCCCCUAAGACAUCAAGGUCUCCAUCCAGAUGCAGCUCUGCAGGCUGCAGAAGGCUUGGUAAGACCCGGUAAAGAGACUCUCCAUUCCUCACAUAAGACUUGAGCUGGUAUUUCAGGGGCCUAGGGCUGGGGGCCUCAAGCCCACUAAGAUUCACAUAAUCAAUCCCCCUGGCUUUGGGGAAAAACACUCUCCUUUGCCAGUCUUCCAGUCUUCCCAGUGGGUUUUGCUUUUGUUUUCUAAAUUGAGUUCAGUCUAGGAGGGUGGGGGUGAGCAGGGGGUGUAUCUGUGUGUAGGGAGUGCUUCGUGUGUGUAAUGUUUGUUUCCACAAUGCAGUGGGGCUGGGUUUGAGGCCACCCCUCCCUCUCUGUUGGCUCAGCUCUAGGAUGGUAACGGGGUGACCUGCAGCCAGCGACGUUGUGCAUGUAACAGCAUUGAUGUGAUUAGUAAUUUGUCUGUUCCUCCCUUGAGCUAUCUGUGUAGUCUGAGGUUUUUAAAUUUGGAGGCAACUGACUGGCUGUGAUGUCCAGUUGUUCGCUGCUUUUCACACAUCAUGUUGCAGAUAAGUAACAGCUGUUCCUACCCAUAAAUUCCUCCUCUCCUCUAAGCACAUACUCUGUAAACAGCCCGUCCUGGGGAAAGGAAAAGUCCUAUUUUUACUCCUGCACCCCAGCUUUUAAGCUCUUCUCCCAGUUGUCCCCUUCUGCUCUGGGUUUAAUUGGGGAGACUGGAAAGAAGUGUCCUUCCCUUGAUGGUAGGGGACUGCUGGAGAGGGGAAACAGCAAGUCCAGCCGAACUUGGUACACAGCAUACACCACUGGUUCUGGAAUUCUCAUCUUCUAACCUAGAGAAAUAGGUGCUAUAAACAAGGGAAUUAAGCAAAAUGCUGGAUGCUAUAGAUCUUUUAAUUGUCUUAAUUGUUUUCUAUUAUUAAACUACAAGCUGUAGAUUUCUUAGUUCUCACAGAACUUCUAUUAUUUUAAACUGACUUGUAUGUUUAAAAAAAAAAAAAGUAGGAUGUUUUGUACUGUUGCCUGACCCUCUUCUGUGAUGGGUAAUGCGUUUGAUUGUUUGGGAUUUUCUGUUUUUAAAAAAUGUAGCACUUGACUUUUUGCCAAGGAAAAAAAUAAAUAUUAUUCCAGAGCAAA